AUGAGCUCGCCGCAGAAGAAGACUACCGCCGCAACAGAGGGUCAUCUCUCUGUUGCUCAGUACCAUGAGCGCCAGCAGGCAAAGCGCGACGCGCUCGCUGUUAAGGCCGCGUCGGGGACAACUCAGUCGGAGAUUGUCCUCGAAGGUUCCUCUGUAGUCAACGACGCCGUUGACUAUGGGAGUGACGACAUGGAAGAGGGCGAGGCCUCUUCUAGCAAGCGCAAGGAGUCUAUCGACAGCGAUAGUCUAGACCCGCAUGCCGGGUCGAGACGCCCUCGUGAAAGAGACGACUCGGACGCUUCGAGCUCGAAGCGUUCGCGCGGCGAGAGCGAAACUUCGCUCUCCGCUGCUGAGGCUUUAAGCUCCCCGCGUGAGGUGGCGUCUUCAAGUUCUCCGCGCGCUGCUCAGGCAGCGCGCGAUCCGUGGAUGCCGUCUACGUCAGAGAUCGCAGACCGUGUGGGCAACACUGUGCCUCCAAACGAAAUCCCGCUGUACGUAUGCAGCGGGAUCCACGAUGAUGCUGUGGCGGAGGAGCAGCACUUUGAUCCGUUAACGAAUCAAAGGCGCGAUUACUAUAUCGGACUCUUUCACGAGCUCCGAUACUUCUCCAGCAAGAAGACCUCUUCUCGCAGCAAAGUGCCUGAGUGGCAGGCACUUUGUCAAAGUUGGAAUGCUUUUGUUGAGAACUUCAACAAGAAGCCGGCUGCUUACCGUGAGCGGGUUAAGCACGCCCGUGAACGCUUCGAGACAUUCUCGACGCGCGGGAGGUUGGAGCAGCUCCACAGAUCUUCUGUGGACACUGGUAUUCCAUGCGCUGUGCCCGAAGGCCAACAGUGCACGUUGUAUCUUCCGGGUGCGGCGUGCUUGAGCGACCGCGACCUAAACGGGUACACGACGAUUCGUGUACCUGCGAGUCUCAAGGAUCUCCGUGCCAAGUUCUUGGCACGUGAGGAACGCGACGAUCGUGGGGCCUCGGGCGCUGUAGGUGACCACAGCGCUCGCACUACCUUCGCGUCGGCAGUGCGUGGUGAGCUUCGUACUCCCUCACCAUUUCCGGAACGUCCUGCAGCAGGGCGUCCCGUGGCUCCCAUGUAUCUUGGUGGGGCGGAAACCCUCUCCAACGAAUACGAUAACGAACCGGCUGCCGCUUCCUUUUCGGGAUACUAUGGUUCACAAUACGCUCAACAAUCCAGCGUGUUGAGCCGCGGACGUCGCGGAUCGGAGGCGUCGGUGGUGGGAACACGCCCCGCGCGUCUGUGCAGGGCACAGACGCGCGGUUCUUGGCUUUACUUCGUGUCGUUGCGGCUGACACUGUACAAGUGUCAGCGGCAUUCUGCGGCUGCUGCGUUGCAGUCGUAG
This is a messenger RNA of Phytophthora sojae, 1359 nucleotides long. RefSeq lists its product as hypothetical. The record is from RefSeq and is a predicted model, not a curated record. The transcript has 2 exons. The coding region runs from base 1 to 1359 and encodes 452 amino acids. Lineage: Eukaryota; Oomycota; Peronosporomycetes; Peronosporales; Peronosporaceae.